Carya illinoinensis is the source of this 882-nucleotide messenger RNA. RefSeq lists its product as uncharacterized. The coding region runs from base 1 to 882 and encodes 293 amino acids. The record is from RefSeq and is a predicted model, not a curated record. The transcript has a single exon. Lineage: Eukaryota; Viridiplantae; Streptophyta; Magnoliopsida; Fagales; Juglandaceae.
AUGGAGGGAGGAGCAGGGCGGUGCAUGAAAAGUUACGCUGUAGGUGUGCAGGACAAGGUUAUAAUGAAUCGGAUAAUGCCCAGAUUCCGACCGAUUGCGCCAAAACCGGCCACCGGAGGCUCUGGUUCGGGUGGUUCAGCGACUGAUAACAAGGACAUGUUUAUGAAAAAAGGAAGAACAAAGAGGAAGUAUGUUAGGGUUCGGAAGAAUAAUCCUGGGACUAGGCCAAAAAAAAGUACAGCCGAGGGAGAAAUGAAAGAAUAUAAAGAUGGGUUGAACAAGAAGGUGGUGACUCUGCAACUUUUGCCACAGAAUAGUGAACGGAAUGAAUCUCCGGAGAGUGGAUCUGGGUGCAGUUCUGAUCUUACGGAAACAAUCAAGAACUGUCAGGGAAUUGGGGUCCCACCCAUGUGUUUGAACUUCAACAAGGCUGUCCGUAAUGACCUGGAUAGGACGGUGGUGAUGCGACAGAUGAGGGGUGUAAUGGAGUCGUGGGUGACGGUGGAGAGCGUGACCGACACAUGCAUGGAUGUGCGAAGGCUGGGGUGUACGGACGUGGAGCGUAUGAGAAAUCUAGCAGAGGACACGUGUCCCGGGUUCGUAUCGGACGAUUCGAAUAGGGUUUUCUGGGUGAAUGGGGCUUUCAAGAAGAUGAUGAGCCGCCGUAAUGACGGCCUGUCACCGGAAAUAAUAACGGUGUGGUUAGUGGCGAAAGAGAAGCUGCCGUACUUGUACACGGCCUUUACGUGCCAAGUAAAGCUGCAAUACACGAGGGGGAAGGAUAGCUUCACGCAAAUACUGCCUUGUGAUGCGUGGAAGAUGGACGGUGGAGGAUUUGCAUGGAGGCUAGACGUUGAAGCUGCCCUCAGUUUGGGCCGUUGA